UCCUCUCUUUUGUUCCUUAGUUCGUUCACUUUCUCUCACUUUCUCCUUUUCUUCUAAUUAGGUUUUAAAAAUCUUUGGGGGUAGGUCACACAGGCUAUUUGGAGAUUUUGAAGAAAAGUACCUGGACUGUCUCCCCAGAAAAAUCUAUAUUUACACUAUCACCCAGUGUUAUGGUUUGGAUGUGAGGUGUCCUCCAAAGCUCACAUGUGAGACAAUGCAAGAAGUUUCAGAGGAGAAAUGAUAGGGUUGUGAGUAUCUCAACCCAAUCAGUAUCAUGUGAUACCAUUCCUGCGUCUCAACCCAACUAAUCCCUGAUGGGAUUAACUGAGUGGUAACUGGAGGCAGGUGGGGUGUGGCUGGAGGAAGUGAUUUAUUGGAGGCAUGGCUAUGGGGUAUAUAUGUUGUACUUGGAGAGUGGACUCUCUCUCUCUCUCUCUGCUUCCUGAUCACCAUGUGAGCUGCCUUCCUUUGCCAAACUCUUCCAUCAUGAUGUUCAGCCUCACCUCGAGCCCUGAGGAAUGGAGCCUGCUCUUUGUGGAUUGAGACUUCUGAAACUGGUUGGCCAACCCAUGCACAGGCUUAGGAAGAAGUCAGCACAAUUCCCAACUGGAAUCAGUCACAAUUGCUUCCAGAAGAAAAGGCAAAUUUGUACCUAUGCCCUCCCUGGAGAGUUCCUGGCUGCUGACCAGCCGUGAAGGGCCCCCCGCAGUGAAGAGACUGCUUGGCUGGAAGCAAGGAGAUGAAGAGGAGAAGUGGGCAGAGAAGGCCGUAGACUCUCUAGUGAAGAAACUAAAGAAGAAGAAAGGAGCCAUGGAUGAGCUGGAGAGGGCCCUCAGCUGUCCUGGGCAACCCAGCAAAUGUGUCACCAUCCCCAGGUCCCUGGAUGGGCGCCUGCAGGUGUCCCACCGCAAGGGUUUGCCGCAUGUUAUUUACUGCCGGGUGUGGCGAUGGCCAGAUCUCCAGUCCCACCAUGAGUUGAAGCCAUUGGAGUGCUGUGAGUUCCCUUUUGGCUCCAAACAGAAAGAGGUGUGCAUUAACCCUUACCACUACCGCCGGGUGGAGACUCCAGUGCUGCCUCCAGUGCUCGUGCCAAGACACAGUGAAUACAACCCCCAGCUCAGCCUCCUGGCCAAGUUCCGAAGCGCCUCUCUGCAUAGCGAGCCACUCAUGCCACACAAUGCCACCUACCCCGAGUCCUUCCAGCAGCCUCCGUGUCCUGCGCUCCCUCCCUCACCAAGCCAUGUGUUCUCACAGUCGCCCUGCUCAGCCAGCUACCCCCACUCCCCAGGAAGUCCUUCUGAGCCAGAGUCUCCAUAUCAACACUCAGACUUCCGUCCAGUGUGUUACGAGGAGCCCCAGCACUGGUGCUCGGUCGCCUACUAUGAACUGAACAACCGAGUAGGGGAGACAUUCCAGGCUUCCUCCCGAAGUGUGCUCAUAGAUGGAUUCACCGACCCUUCAAACAACAGGAACAGGUUCUGUCUUGGACUCCUUUCGAAUGUAAACAGAAACUCCACAAUAGAAAAUACCAGGAGACACAUAGGAAAGGGCGUGCACUUGUACUACGUUGGGGGAGAGGUGUAUGCCGAGUGUGUGAGCGACAGCAGCAUCUUUGUGCAGAGCAGGAACUGCAACUAUCAGCACGGCUUCCACCCAGCCACCGUCUGCAAGAUCCCCAGCGGGUGCAGCCUCAAGGUCUUCAACAACCAACUCUUUGCUCAGCUGCUUGCCCAGUCGGUUCACCAUGGCUUUGAAGUCGUUUAUGAGUUAACCAAGAUGUGCACUAUUCGGAUGAGUUUUGUUAAGGGUUGGGGAGCUGAGUAUCAUCGCCAGGAUGUCACGAGCACCCCCUGUUGGAUUGAGAUUCACCUUCAUGGACCACUGCAGUGGUUGGACAAGGUUCUGACUCAGAUGGGAUCCCCGCAUAACCCCAUUUCUUCAGUGUCUUAACAGUUAUGUCUUAAGCUUCAUUGCUAUAGAAUAGAUGCUAUUGCAGGCAGUGGCUUAUAUCAUUUUAGAUUUGCAACUAACCCAAGUUUCUAAAUACAUGUGUAAAUACAUAUAAUAUAUACUAUACAUAUUUUUUAUCACCAUUUGUUUUGUGCUACCUAGUUAACCUGGGGCCUGUACAGUGUGAUUGGAAAAGCAGGGUUUUCAGUCCCAUGCUACUUCUUUUGUGGGAGAAAACAAAUGAAAGGUAACAGUAUCAGCAACAUGUGAGGCCUUUGAUGGAACCCAGGCAACUCAGCAUGUCAUAUGGCCGAACAGAACAGCUUCAUAUGGCCAAAGUCAGGUUUUGGUAGUACUAGAGCAAACAACACUUUUAGACAAAGCCAAAACCAGGCAAUUAAAACCAUAUGGGUUAAAUGAUCUCACUUUUAGUGCUAUUGGCAAGGGGAAAAAUGAUUUAAGUUUGUACAAGGAAUUAUGUGAGGUAAGCCACAGCUAUUUUAUUUCUGCUGGACUAUUGUGCUGAUUUCAAUGGUACAUUUUAAAUCAAUUUAAACCAUGAUUAGAAAAGAGAGAAACUGUGAAGCCAAGAAUCAUAUUGCCUCAACCUACCACUGUAAAAAACAAAAACAAAUGAGUCCAGUAAGGGAAAAUAAAUAAGAAAGUUGCACGGAAUGCACUAUAAUCCCAAUUGUGUAGUCCAGAAUUUAGUCCAAGAACCACCCAACAAGACCCCUGGUUUCCAUGUUGGAAAUCAGGUUCUGGUCUUCCUAGUGAUUCAACUUCUGAGUCUGUUGUUGUGUGUGACACUGCCAUGUGUUAAGUCCCGUGCAGAGAAGCAGCAACAUCAAAGGGUUAAACAGGGAAUCAUAACAUUUACUCACAUUCCCACAUUAAAGCUUCUAUUUCAGGGAAACCUUCUGCUACAUUAUCCUGCCGGUUGGCAGAUUUAACUAUUUACAGAUUAUUGAAAUAAUAGUAAUAGCUCUGAAGACAUCUAGACACAAUGUUGGAUGAAGUUUAUAAAUUAAUUACCUUUGUGCCUAUAUUGACUAAAUUAUCGACUGUUUACAUCUGGUAGCCUCUUCUAAAGCUAGUUUCCUACUUGGAAAUAACUUCACAAGUAAGGAUAAUUUCAUAUAUGGUCAUAUAAUUUUGUGAGAACAGUGGUACAGAAUAACAGGACAUCUUUUAAAAUAUACCUAAUAUUAAAAACAUAUUCUUCUUUGGAUGAUAAAGGGAAAUUUUUAGAUAUUUGCCACCCACAAAACACCACAUUGCUUGGAAAAAUAUUUCAAACCCUCUUAAAAAUGUUUAAGUUAACAUGGAAGUUAUGCUCGUAACAGACAGCACUUCAGUAAUCCAGGAGAUUGUUUCAUUUAGGCAUUCUAUCUAGCAUUAGUGCACAUGUAGCUGUUUCUCAUUAAAUUGUAGUCAAGAUAGAAAUGAUCAUGUGAAAAAGAUAUGAGUGAGCUGCUAUUUUCACCUCUUAUAAUGACUAGUAUUAUAUAAUAGAAACUCCAUAUAUAUAAUAGAAAGUAAUUAUUCCAUUUUACAUUAAAACUAGAUGGCCCAUUUAGUGUUUAGAAAACCCAUAGUUCAUUGGUUCAUCAACUCUGUAUUGUUCACCUAUAUGUGCCAGGUACAAUGUCAGGUACUAUGGAAUUAAAGGCAGACGAGACAGUCCCAACCUUUGUGGAGCAGAGAGUCUAAUAGUAAAGUCUUUGCAUAGACGUUUGCAUUUUCAUGUUUCAGAACAUGUUUUUUUUUUUGUUUUAGAACAAAACGUGAACUUCCUUUUGGUUAAAAAAGUGUAACUGAUUUUUUAUUAUCUCUAUUUUGAAAUAGGCACUUGCCUCCCCAUUUUCUAAUCAUUCCCCCAUUUUCCCUUCUUGGAGAGGUCAAUACUUAUGGUGGGUCUCAUAUUAGUACCAUUCUAUGGGGGAACAUUAAGAAUACAUAGCUUUUGCUAUUAAUAUCAAACACAGUUUUCUUGAUCUUCCCACAAGUUGUCAAACUCAUCCUCUUGUAACCCAUACCUUUACAGAAUUAAUCAGCAGUAAUGGCUUAUAAAUGACAUUUACAAGACCAAGAAUAUAAACAUUUCCAUGCAGUUUUAGGAAACUAGGACAACUUAUUGCAGUGCACCUGAACUUUUUCAGUGAAAAAUAAAUUAUGAAAUCGGCACGUAUCACCCAAACGUCACACCAAAAGCCUUUAUUAGGAUAUUUGUAAAACUCAGAAUUGAGAAUUGAUAAGUAAACCCUCUGUUUAUUGUAAUGGUCACAUUUUAAUCAACUUUUUUUUCUUUUGCUGCUAAGAGUUCCCAAAAAUUGUAAUUUAGUGUUUAAUUUUAGACUUCUCGGUGUGGUCAUUUAGCAUUCAUUCUGUGAGUUAGAAAAGCCAAAAAAUUGAAUAUAAUUUUUUUAUAGGAUAGUGAACAAAGUGGACAGGGUAGGCCUUUGAAUACAUCACCGCCACCGUCAUGUUUCAGGUUGCAAUAGACAAAGAUCAUGAGACAGAGAACAGUAACAUCUAGGCCUGCUCACAAGAAAGCCAGUAUUUUUUAUUGUCUGUUAAAAAGGAGAUGUGAAAAGUUUGUUUUAGCUAGAUGAUAUGUUAAUAGCUACCAGGGCUUUGGAACCAAAAAGAUGUCACUUUUUAACACAUAUACUUGAUAUGUUAUUUUUUUAUACUCAGCAUAAAUCAGGAAAAGUUGGCCAACUGCUAGCAUUUAGGAUCCUUUUUUUAUUCUCUCCUGUGGAUGUGGAUAUUCCCAUAACAGCAAACAACAACAGUAACCAAAGCAUCUUAUAAAUAUACUUGGUAGACAUUAAGCUCCUAACUUUGUGUCCCAAAUAUUUGGUAUAUACAUUCAAUAAAUAAAUAAUCAGAAUAUAACAUGCAUUCCAAAUUGUCAUUCCUAUUAUGAUUUAACAGCUGAACUGUAUGAGAAGGUUAGGUGAUCCUGGCACAUGUUAAAGAUAAGUUCCAAUGAAUGUAAGACACACCAACAAAAAAAGAAACUAUCUCUACUUGAGUGGAGCAACACUUUUGAUUAUAAUAACCUUGGCCUCGAUUAUCCUUCAAAUCAUACUUAUAUUGUCAUCUGAUUGUUUAUAAUAAAGAAUACUGUACCCGA
Messenger RNA from Marmota monax (woodchuck), 5092 nucleotides. It is a transcript of the gene Smad9, whose product is annotated as SMAD family member 9. Gene Ontology annotation, molecular function: RNA polymerase II cis-regulatory region sequence-specific DNA binding; I-SMAD binding; DNA-binding transcription factor activity, RNA polymerase II-specific. Bases 655 to 1950 code for a protein of 431 amino acids. The transcript is spliced from 7 exons. Lineage: Eukaryota; Metazoa; Chordata; Mammalia; Rodentia; Sciuridae. Gene Ontology annotation, cellular component: heteromeric SMAD protein complex. Gene Ontology annotation, biological process: cell differentiation; BMP signaling pathway; transforming growth factor beta receptor signaling pathway. The record is from RefSeq and is a predicted model, not a curated record.